This is a messenger RNA of Ooceraea biroi (clonal raider ant), 3526 nucleotides long. Its product is annotated as zinc finger protein 845. Gene Ontology annotation, molecular function: zinc ion binding; DNA-binding transcription activator activity, RNA polymerase II-specific; RNA polymerase II cis-regulatory region sequence-specific DNA binding. Gene Ontology annotation, biological process: regulation of transcription by RNA polymerase II. The record is from RefSeq and is a predicted model, not a curated record. Gene Ontology annotation, cellular component: nucleus. NCBI's taxonomy places the organism in Eukaryota, Metazoa, Arthropoda, Insecta, Hymenoptera, Formicidae.
GAGAGGCGCUGUUGCACAACGACCUACGGUACUACGGCGACGCGAAGCCACACCUAGGAGUUUCUCAAGAAUUUUGCAUAAAAAACAGUGUUCGAGGCGACUUCAAGUCAAGUUUUACUGGAAUCUAAACUCAAUCAAUGGAAAGCUACGAAGACGACGAUGACACCCACUUCUGCAUCAAGUGCAAUUUGACAGUACACGGUCUUGACAAUUAUGUGCGUCAUCGUCGGUCAGGUUGUCGACCUCCCGACGACAAGAACGUCCACGAGUCACCCUCGACGCCGACGACGGUGUCCUACCCCGAGAUCCUAAAUGCGGACGCGUUCUUCAGCUCGUUGGAAUUGCAGAGCAGCGCAAAGUCGAAUCUGCGACGCGCGCCGACCUUGCUGGAGAAUAGUAGAAAGUUCAAGAAGGAGGACAGGCGGAAAAAGGGCCAGAAGAGUCAGGUGGAUGCUGACGAGACCGGCGCGAAGGAUAAACUUCACAGCAUGUUACCCACCGUGAGCGACCUAGACGAUCCUACGGAUCACUUGUGCAUCCAGUCUCUCGUGUUCCCCGAUAUCGUCGGCUCCCCGACUGGUAAAACUUCGUCGACCGUCACGCAGAGCAAAUUGACGCAGUCAAUGACGCAGGCAGGUCCGAGCAUGGAAGGCUCGGUUUUCCCGACGAAGCACGAGUCGGAGACGUCGCUGGAGAGUCUGAUGACCGAUUCGAAGCAGAUCGACCGUAAGCGGCAGGAGAAUCCCCAGCGGAUGGAGUCCGAUCAGCAGAGCUGGCUGGAGGACACCAUUCUCGCCGACCUCGCGCUCGAGAAUAACGAGAACAAGGAGCUGGCGAGAUACGAGUUCGAGUACCAGCAGGACGACGACACCGAGGACGACAUGCUGGACGACGAUCUCGGGGAGGAUGACUCCUAUUCGGAUUCUGACGACACCGAGAACCGGGCGCGUCCCCCGCGGGGUCACAUCGGCGGCAAGUGGAAGCCCGGACUCGGCGAUUCGCCGCAGGACAUGCCACAUAUGCAUGAGGAGGAUGUGGAUCCGGAGGACGAUCAUCAGGAACAUCCCCCGCCAACGUACACCGGUGGCAAAUGGAGACCCACGCAAAAGGUCGAGGAAUACGAGAGCAAGGACACAUCCGGACAGCCGCCGCCAGGAUACACACGGGGGAAAUGGGUACCGGGUGCACGAGCGGAUAUCGAAUCGGGAUAUUGGUGCAAUCCUUGCGGCAGGAAGCUCGCCUCACGAUUGGUCUACAACAGGCAUCUGCUCUCUGAUUUGCACGCCAGAAGGAGCAUUAGAGAGCUCGACGGCAGCCUGCAUCUAUCGCGCGGCGUGAACCCGCACGCUAACCGUAGAGUGUCUGCUCGCAGGCAGACUUCGCUCGCGAUGAAAACAAAAAGAGAACCCGAGCAAAAGGAAACGAAGAAAGUUCUGCGUCGGAGGGAGAAGGAGAUACUCUCGUGCGAGAUGUGCCACGCGCGCGUAAGGAGGCCUCAGAUGGGCAAACAUUUGCUUUCCCAUUACCAUUGUCGCGUGGCAGGAGCAGGUCCUUGGAGUCCAAACGCGCGCCGCUUCCUGUUGGAGAACAUGGCGAAUGUCGUGCGGCAGUGUCCUUUCCAAUGCGCCUCGUGUCAUUUCUACUGCAACACCGAAGAGACGUUCCUGCUUCAUUGGCGUUCCGAUCUCCACGCCAAGACCCUGGAACGGAUCGGAGGCAGUUGCAGAUGCAACCCGUGUGAAUACUGGUGCGCGGACAGCGGGACAAUGGAGUCUCACCUCCUGAGUACGAGUCAUCGUGACGUGGUAUCGAUGAUGAACGGCUCCGUGCCGGUGGUAAUUAGUCGUCAACGGGCGUUAGCCUGCGGCAGUUGCGAUCGGCAAUUUCGAUACAACUUCCAGCUGCGUUUGCACGCCAAGGAGACCGGUCACGACGCGAGCUACACCGCGUCUGACGAGUAUCAGCAAUUUAUCAGAUGCGAUCAGUGCCCCCAAAUCGUCCGGUCCCUGGUCUCGCUUCAACGCCACCAACUCAACUACCACGUCGCGAACAAUUCAGGAGAGAAAAGCGAAGAUGCGCCGGUGGUGGCCGCGCGACCCGCGGCGCCAUAUUAUUGCUCGUUCUGCUCGAUGAAUUUCGCCACCGCCCAAGAAGCAGUUGUGCAUCGGAGAACCUCCAGUCACAAGGAGAUCGUAAAAGCCCACAAGAAUCGGGAAGAAUCGUCCACGUCGACUGUCGUGGAGCGGGAGUGUCCGCACUGCAAGGAGAAACAGCUUAAUCUCGCGACUCACAAGAGUCAUCUUCUUCAGCAUCAUCCGGAGCUCUGCCACAGGUGCCCUCGAUGCGGGACGCUAUUCGCCUUAUCUCAAGACGUUACCAAACACACGCGACACGGUAGCUGUAGAAAGAGUGACACAUCGGACGCGGCGCAAGUGGUAGGCGUGAAGAAAGAAUGGAAAUGCAAGGAAUGCGUCUUCUCGACGGACUCACAAUCUGAACUCAUCUUCCACGAGGCUCUCCACGCCGGCAUGAUCGAAGCUAACGAGGAGGAGUCCGCUUCGAGCAAGUUGCUGCCGAAGUAUCAUUGCCCGAUUUGCACGAAGGUCUUCACGAAAACUUCAUUACGGAAUCACAUCAGACAGCACACCGGAGAGAAACCUUUCCCUUGCGCAAAGUGCUCAAUCUCGUUCUCGAGAAGAUCGCAACUCAACGCUCAUGAGAGAAUAUGCAGCGCUUCCCUGCCGUCAGACGAAACUGGUCGUCACCGAUGCUUCGUCUGUUUGGAGUGUAAGAAAAGCUUCUAUACGAAGCAUGCCCUUCGACAGCACAUGUUGCGGCACUCCGGCAAGGCACACAAGUGCGGAUUUCCGGGAUGUCCAACGGUUCUGCGCACCGAGUCCGAGCUCAAGAGGCAUCGAAUGUUGGUUCACGACAACAUCGAAAAGAAAUAUUCGUGUCCCGAUUGCUCGUAUGCUGGUAAAACAAAGUUGCAGUUAGACAGGCACAGGUUGAGGCACGAGGAUCCCAUAAACGCUGAGAAGAUUCGGACCCACCGUUGCAGCUACGCGGGCUGCGACUUCAAGACGAGCAUCAGUUCCCACUUGCGGAGACACUUGCGCUCGCACACGGGAUCGAAACCGUACAAGUGCCGGCAUUGUUCCUACGCGAGCAGCAAUUUGGAGAACCUACGGAAGCACAUAUUGUCCACGAGUUUGCAUUCGGGCAAGACAAUUUACGAAUGUGAUUUCUGCGACAAGAAAUCCGCGGAUCCGUUCUGCACGAAUUUUUCCAAGGAACUUCGUGCUCAUCUAUUGGAGGCUCACACCGCGAACUUCCCGACAUCGAAUCAUGCGAGUAACUACGUUCUUAGGAUUUUUCCCACCGACGACUCUUCUAAUUAACUGAAGAAGCACCAAAGAGAAAAGAAGAAUUUAUCACUCAACAAUUUAUAAUUAUAAACUGUCAUUUAUAAUUAUAAUUAUAAACUGUAAAUUUAUAAUUGCGUAAAUUAAAUCCGAAACAAAUC